Molecule: messenger RNA, 1244 nt
Organism: Alnus glutinosa
Lineage: Eukaryota; Viridiplantae; Streptophyta; Magnoliopsida; Fagales; Betulaceae
Product: carboxylesterase 1-like
Exons: 1
Coding region: 48-1040 (330 amino acids)
Molecular function (GO): hydrolase activity
Source: RefSeq, a predicted model, not a curated record
GUAAUUAGCAACAAUAAUCGAAUUAUAAGCCAUCAGAAGGGUCUGAAAUGUCAGGUGAUCAAACUGCAUCUCCAAAUCCUGGCAUGGAUCCCUACCAGCGCCUUCAGAUCGUCCUCAACCCUGACGGUACGAUCACUCGCCUACGCGAAAUUCCAGAGACCCCACCCACAUCUGAUCCGAGCCUUGGUAUUCCAGUUCUCUCAAAAGACAUUCCCAUCAACCAAUCAAACAACACCUGGGUCAGACUCUUCCUUCCGUCGGAAGCACUAGAUAACUCACCCACUAAGCUACCCCUCGUAGUUUACUACCAUGGGGGAGGGUUCAUCAUAUGCAGUCCAGCCUCAUCAAUUUUUCAUGAUUUUUGCGUGAAUAUGGCGAUCGAACUCCGUGUGAUCAUCGCAUCGGUCGAGUACCGGCUUGCACCGGAGCAUCGCCUGCCUGCGGCGUAUGAUGAUGCCGUGGAAGCGUUGCACUGGAUCAGAACCGCCAAAGAUGAUUGGUUAAGAAAAUAUGCUGAUUUUUCUUCUUGUUUUCUCAUGGGCAGUAGUGCUGGGGGUAACAUAGCCUACCAUGCAGGUCUACGUGCAGCUGACGAAGUUGGCCAUCUAGAGCCGUUGAAGAUCCGAGGGCUGAUAUUGCAUCAACCAUUUUUUGGUGGGAUCCAGAGGACUGGGUCAGAGCUGAGGCUUGUUAACGAUCCUGUUUUGCCACUGUCUGAAAGUGACCUUAUGUGGGAGUUGUCCCUGCCAAUUGGGGUUGACCGCGAUCAUGAGUAUUGCAAUCCGACGGUGGGCGGUGGAUCCAAGCUCUUAGAGAAAAUCAAGGUGCUAGGAUGGAGGAUUUUUGUGAGUGGUUAUGAUGGGGACCCAUUAUUUGACAGACAGGUGGAGUCGGUGAAGAUGUUGGAGCAGAAGUUUGUACAAGUGGUGGCUCAUUUUGGUGUUGGAGGUUCUCAUGGGGUGGAAUUUUCUGAUCCCCAGAAGGCCAAGGCAUUGUUUAGAGUAGCUAAGGAUUUUAUAUUAUCUUGCUCGGGUGCAUAGGACAUGUCUAGCUAAUGAUGUUCAGUUUUUGAAUUAUGCUGCUAAAUAUAUGUUAUUUAGGAGCAAGUUUAAUAUUUCAAUUUUUUUGUUUUCUUGUCAAGAAUAUCGAGUUCUUAAGGUGAUUUGCAGCUAGGGGAUAUUUUUCAUGUAAGCUUUUUACCAUAUCUUUUGGUUUCUUUAUAAAAUCUUUUGUUUCUUGAAUAA